Penicillium nucicola is the source of this 1209-nucleotide messenger RNA. Its product is annotated as FAD-dependent oxidoreductase. The record is from RefSeq and is a predicted model, not a curated record. NCBI's taxonomy places the organism in Eukaryota, Fungi, Ascomycota, Eurotiomycetes, Eurotiales, Aspergillaceae. The coding region runs from base 1 to 1209 and encodes 402 amino acids. Gene Ontology annotation, molecular function: FAD binding. The transcript is spliced from 3 exons.
AUGGAUCCUAUACUGAUUGUCGGCGCCGGAAUUGUUGGCCUAACACUUGCGCAAGCAUUGAAAAAGAAGGGAAUUGCCUUUGAGAUUUACGAACGUGAUGUGAACCCCGAAGCCCGUGGUCAAGGAUGGGCAAUCACGAUCCACUGGGCAUUAGAAUCUAUGUUCAAAAUGCUGGACGAGUCAACUCUAUCGCGCAUUCAAGAUGUUCAGGUGGAUCCGGAUGUGGCCCGGAAUGACAGCGGCAAUUUCCUCUUCAUCAAUCUCGAGACUGGAGAGCCGAGAUACAAAAUCCCACCUAAUGUCCGAUGGAGAGUAAAUCGCGAGAAGAUGCGGCGUGCGCUGAUGAAUGGGAUUGAGGACCAUAUUCACUGGGGUCAAAAGGUCACCGGCCUCAAUGUACCGAAGGACGAAAAUCAAGUCCAACUUCUACUUGAGGACCAAACGAAUGUCACAGGAAGCCUUGUCGUUGGUGUUGAGGGUAGUCGUUCUAUAGUGAGGCAGUUCCUCCGGCCUGACGCCUUUGACAAUCAAAGCCUUGGAAUCAACUUCACAGGAGUCGCCGUGGAUCUGACACCAGAACAGAUCAAACCGCUGCGCGAAAUGGAUCCACUAUUAUUCCAAGGCUGUUAUCCACCAACCGGAGCCUUCUUUUGGUUCUCAAUGCUCGAAACACCACAAGUUAAUGGAACAAAGGGAACGCAUGCAGAGCGAUACCGUGCACAGAUUUGUAUGUCCUGGCCGGAGAAAGAAGCAGAUGACAAAGUAGCGAGCACUGAUGAGGCUCGUCUAACCAAUAUGAAAAACCGGGCACAAGGAUUCGUGCCAUUCCUACAAGAGGCAGUUGAUCGGAUUCCUGCUGGAACCCCGGUUACUGAAAUCAAGCUAGCAGAUUGGGAGUGUCUCCCUUGGGAUAACCACAGUGGUCGAGUUACACUAGCGGGUGAUGCAGCGCAUGCGAUGACAAUGUAUCGCGGGGAAGCCGCAAAUCAUGGAAUUCUCGAUGCAUACCGUUUAUCGGAGGCUAUUGAGGAGAUCCAUCGCGGGACUUCAAAACCGUCAAUCGCAAUCGAUGGAUAUGAGAAGGAAAUGAGAGAUCGUACGAGUCGUGCAGUUCUCCUUAGUCGCCAAGCCUGUAAAGAUGCCCAUGACUGGAGCAGACUGGAUGAGACAUCAGCAAUACUGACGAAGCGGGCUGUCGUCGCGAUUUGA